Messenger RNA from Menidia menidia (Atlantic silverside), 1310 nucleotides. The record is from the annotation of a GenBank genome assembly. NCBI's taxonomy places the organism in Eukaryota, Metazoa, Chordata, Actinopteri, Atheriniformes, Atherinopsidae.
GGACUUCACCAGUCUUAUUCUUUAUUGACAGCGUGUAUAAUCACGCACUCACCUCAUAAAACAUUUAUUGAUACAUUAUUGCUCUCCUUUGAAUGAAUACAAUAAUUUCACAACUGCCGUUUCCGUCUCAACUUAGAAAUUUAAACCAACCCAUAAUAUGUUUCCUUGCCAAAUAUUAACAAUGCAUGCACCGCAUUGUGAACGGAAAUGGCGUCUGCUACUUUACAACAUGUUAUUACAUCUCUUUUACGAGGACUCUGUAAGUCUAUAAACCAUUUUACUAGCAUUGAGGGUAUCAGGACAAUAUUAGACCAGUUUUAUCAGGCAUUAAGAUACAUGGAUUUCGCGCUGAUGGGCUAAAAAUGUGUGUAAGGAAGAGUUCGUUUCCUUUUGUUUAAAUGCAAUUAUCCUGUUUUGUUGCUCGCAGCAAAAAAAAAAAAAAAGCGAAAAAAUCUUUAUAAACCCUCACGUUUGUACUCACGUCACAUUGUGCCUUUCUUUAUUAUUUCUAUAACGAAAAGCUGAAUUAAACCCGACGAAAAAUGGGAGAGCAAGCGCAGGAUUGAUUCACUGGCUGUAUUGGUAAAUAUGACCACGUGAUCCAUGUAACCAAUCCCUGUAGAUGCAGCCAGCAAAAAUACUAUGAUUGUUCAUAGAGGAAAGCUUCCCCUAACAGUGCAUCCCGUAUUAUAUGAGUGGGAAGAGAUCAAAAAAUGUCUUCCAGUGGCAGUCUGAGUAACUGCUAUGUGGACGCGGUGAUGGGCCAGGAGGCGGAGGACGUGUACGGGGCUCGCUUUAUUCAGGCUCCACACACCAUGACCCCGAGGCCGUCAGGUGCCGGCGACAGCGCAGACUUUUCCUCGUGCAACUUCGCCCCCAAGGCGGCCGUUUUCUCGUCGUCCUGGUCCUCGGUUCACCCUCAGGGGCUCUAUCACCCGUACGUGCACCACCACCACCACCACCACCACCAGCCCCCGCAUCUGCCCGCGUCGGAUGGCAGAUACGUCGGCGUCCGCUCCUGGAUGGAGCCCAUCUCGAGCCACGUUUCCUUCGCCGGAUUCCACCCGACCAACGGCCGGCCGUACGCGAAGCCGGAGGUCCAGCCGGAGGUCCAGCCGGCCAAAGCCGCGGAGUGCGACGCGUCGGAGGCAGAGGCUCGGCCGAUCGCCGGAGAAUUCGCGUGCGGAGGAUCGGAGUGUCCAGAAAAGGCGAGCAAGGAGCACAGUGGAAGCGAGAUUUCGAGCCACAGCGAGCCCAAAUACGAGAAGCAACAACAACUUGACCCAAGCAGCCAAACGGGCAUCGUCUGA